Schizophyllum commune H4-8 is the source of this 1102-nucleotide messenger RNA. RefSeq lists its product as uncharacterized. Lineage: Eukaryota; Fungi; Basidiomycota; Agaricomycetes; Agaricales; Schizophyllaceae. The coding region runs from base 73 to 918 and encodes 281 amino acids. The record is from RefSeq and is a predicted model, not a curated record. The transcript is spliced from 2 exons.
ACGUGUUGGACUUUACCAUCAUCUUCAUCGUCCCUGAGAGGCUUUCUGACGCUUGUGCUGCGCCGAGAAACGAUGGCUUCGACUCAAUCAAAGACUGAUCUACAUGAAGAGACCAUCCGGUUUGUCGAUCUCCUGGCGAAGAACGCUAGGUUAGAGGAUCGCCUGCCAGCCGACACGGACUUCUCUCCUGAAGAGAUGAAGACUUUGCAGGAUCAACUGCACUCUCUGGAGGCAUAUCCAAAGAAGGACCAGAGCCUCUUCUUCCUCGCCCUCUCCGCCCGGCACAUCCCCGCGCUCGUCUCCGCCAUCCGCACCACCUCGCGCGAGACACAAAACAAAGCGCUCUCUUCCUACAUCCAGCUCCUCUCCCUCCUCCCCGACACGCACGUAAACCCUUACCUCCGCAAGUACAUCCAGUCCCCUGAGUUCGCUGCCGGCGGCUUCCCCAACCUCGUCGCCUCCGCCUUCGUCGACGGCAUCGAGUGGCUCCCGCCGAGCGGGCCCGGGCAUGUCUGCUCCAUCAUUAUGCUCAUGCUGCAAUGGUGCGACACGGAUCUGGGCGACGACAAGCACGCGUGCAUCGACAAGGGCGUGCGCGAUGCGCUCCGCGAGAAGUGCCGUGCGCUCAUUGACGACGAGCACUGGGACGAGUGGGAUCAAUACAACCAGAUCGAGGUUCAGCGCCUGCAGGGCAUGCUGGGGCCGAUCGAGCACAUGCCGAUGGGGUACUAUCUGCAGUCGUCGAAGGAUUACUUGGCGAACAAGAUUCCGGGGCUGGAGGAGUGCAACGUGUGCAUGGAGGAUGAUGUACCGCUGCAGUGCUCGAGAUGCAAGUCGGUGAGGUACUGCGGGAAGGCGUGCCAGAAGAAGGAUUGGAAGAAGGGGCACAAGCUGCGGUGCUAUGAGAUGGUGUUCUGAGGCAGUCCAGGCACCCGAUAAAACCAGUUUUAACUACUGUAGGACUGCAUCCAUCCAUCCGCAGAGCAGUAUAGGGCAGCAGAUCAUCUCACAGGGUCGAUGUGCCUACCUUUCGAGCAGGUCAGAACCAUCCCGCCCAGCAGAGUAGCUUUACGACGGGUGUGACGAACUUCAACAUAGCCGC